AUGCAUAGCACCGCGGCAGCGAGUACGCAAUUUGCCGGUUCCCGUAAAGAUCUUCACCAUGCUCAACAGAAACAACAAAUGGUGAUGCGCCAGUCCCCUACAGCAAGCAUUGAUACCGAGCACAACGACAUGAUCUACGACAUUCAGCUGGACUAUUAUGGCAAGCGAUUGGUCACGUGCUCGUCCGAUCGGACAUUCCGCGUAUACGAUGUGUCAAAAGCAAUUGCAUUAAGUGGAAAUAAAGACGAUCAAGUGGAAGAUAAAAAUGGAAUGGAGCUCCAGCAGCAGCAACAACAACUGUACGCGUUGCAGCAUGUUGUAUCUCUAAGCGACGACUCGGCGGCCCCUAUCCAUCGCGCAGCAUGGGCGCACCCAAAAUUUGGCGCAGUACUGGCACUGGCUGCUCAAGAUGGAAAAGUGUACAUUUAUCGAGAGGAGCUAAUCCAGCAAGGAGCUGGAGGAGUCCCAAAUGUAACGGAAUGGAGGCUGAAACACUCACACAAAUUUCAUUCACUAGCUGUACUGAGUGUGUCCUGGGCGCCCUAUGAGUACGGACUGUGUCUAGCUAGUGCCUCGGCUGAUGGACAGGUCUCGUUCCUCACUCGCAUGCGUGAGGGAUGGGUGGUGUCGUCUAGCUUUCGCAAUUCAAACGAGGGAAUGGGCUGCACAUCUGUGAGCUGGGCACCUUAUAACUCAUUGGGCUCGCAAGGGGCGCAAGGGCCAAUCCAGCGUGUGGUCACUGGAUCAUGUAACGACGCAGUUACGAUCUGGCGACUUGUUUUAGCAAAACAGGAAGGCAUCCCGGCAAACGUGAUUGCAUCGGGGUCGGAUGAUCAUACGGUGCGUGUUUGGACUCAAGAUGAGGCCGAUGGCGAUUGGGCCUCCCAUGUAUGUUGCCGCUGGUGA
Molecule: messenger RNA, 906 nt
Organism: Plasmopara halstedii
Lineage: Eukaryota; Oomycota; Peronosporomycetes; Peronosporales; Peronosporaceae
Product: Vesicle coat complex COPII, subunit SEC13
Exons: 3
Coding region: 1-906 (301 amino acids)
Biological process (GO): COPII-coated vesicle budding; protein import into nucleus
Cellular component (GO): COPII vesicle coat; nuclear pore outer ring
Molecular function (GO): protein binding; structural molecule activity
Source: RefSeq, a predicted model, not a curated record